Messenger RNA from Juglans regia (Persian walnut), 1024 nucleotides. Its product is annotated as protein LTO1 homolog. NCBI's taxonomy places the organism in Eukaryota, Viridiplantae, Streptophyta, Magnoliopsida, Fagales, Juglandaceae. Bases 296 to 712 code for a protein of 138 amino acids. The transcript is spliced from 2 exons. The record is from RefSeq and is a predicted model, not a curated record.
AACGCCCAAAGGCACCACAUUCGGUUUUAAGAUAAACUCAAAAACUUAGCUGUACGAAAUUGAGAAGUGCGGAAGAGGGACUCGAUUUGUGAAGUGGGAAAGAGGAGACUUUGUGUUAUAAGGGACACUGCCACGUUUGAGGGUGUAGCAGUGUGUUAAAAAGAAAGGCUCGAGUAUAGAAUUUUCCAAAAUCUCAGCCUCGAAACCACGAUCGGUUUUCUUGGCAGGUAGAGCUCCCACCCUUUAGGGCUAGACCCAAUAUCUCCGUUAGAUUCAAGGGUCAAGGAUUGGGGAAAUGGAGGAUAUCUUUGAAUCCUCUCUGCAUUUGGAAGAAACACACUUUGAGGAAGGGUAUUCUGAUGGCUACAAACACGGUCUAGUCAUUGGCAAAGAGGAGGCCCAACAAGUGGGCUUGAGAGUGGGCUUCGAGGCUGGGGAGGAGCUUGGCUUCUACCGCGGUUGCAUCGAAGUCUGGAACUUCGCCAUCCGGGUUGAUCAGACUCGAUUCUCGGAUCGAAUCCAAAAGAUGAUCAAGCAGAUGGAGGAGUUGGUUGAAAAAUACCCAGUUUUUGACCCAGAGAGUGAGAGCGUUCAAGAACUCAUGGAGGCUUUGAGGCUUAAGUUUAGGGCCAUUUCCGCAACGCUGGGCAUGAAAUUGGAGUAUAAUGGAUACCCCAAAAUGGGGCAAGAUCCCAAGGAGAUGGGGUUUUAAUUUGUUUCUUUUUGCGAAGUUUUAGCAUUUGGAAAUGCUGAUAUCAGUUUGUCUUUCACCGAGGAAGAAUCAGGUAUUGAGAGAUAAUAGUUAGUUUGCUCAUGGCUUUUAUUUGGUGCAUCCUUUGCAAUCUCUAAGUAUUGCUUCUCUGGUGAAACGAAUAUGAUUUAGGGUGUAUUAUAUCAUAUAUGUGUAAGGCGCAUGAGAAUUGGAGAUCUUAGUGUUGCUUUUAUUUUUUAAUGUGGAUAGAAGCUUUUUGGGAUUUUGUGCAGAUUGACUCCCUGUUUAAAUGGGAUGCUUUAUUUGUGUUGC